GUAUGUUCCUGGAAACAUGGCGGCCAGCUUCCGCGGCCGUCCUAUCCGGAGUCUUCGGAUGCGGGGUCGGAAUGACAGCGGGGAGGAGAACGUCCCGCUGGAUCUGAGCAGAGAACCAUCUGAAAACUUCCGUGAAAUCCUCCAAAAUGUGGCCAAAUCGCAUGGAGUCAGUAACAUGCGAAAGCUUGGCCACCUGAACAACUUCAUUAAGCUGCUUUGCAACAUUGGACAUCGGGAGGAGAGCUUCGGGUUUACAUAUGAGGAAAUCAUCGUUUGUCUGCGACUAGCUCUUCUAAAUGAGGCCAAGGAAGUGCGUGCAGCAGGUUUGCGGGCACUCCGCUAUCUUAUCAGAGACACCAACGUGCUGCAGAAGGUCCUCAGACUGCAGGUGGAUUAUUUGAUUUCCAGAUGCAUUGACAUCCAGCAAAGCAAUGAGGGGGAGAGGACUCAGGCGUUACGGCUUGUCCGAAAGAUAAUCACAGUCAACGCGAUGCUGUUCCCCACCUCUGUCGCAAAUUCUCUAAUUGCUAUCGGUACAGACGGACUGCAGGAGAGGGAUCGCAUGGUUCGCGCUGCCGUUGCCAUCAUAUGUGAGCUAGCCCUGAAGAACCCAGAGGUGGUGGCCAAACGCGGAGGUCUAAGCACAAUCCUCAAGAGCGUCAUCGACUGUCAGCUCAGUCGGAUCAACGAAGCCCUGAUCACCACGGUCCUCCACUUGCUCAACCACCCGUGCACCCGCCAGUAUGUGCGUGUUGACGUGGAGCUCGAGCAAAUCCUCGCACCUUUCACUGAUUUCCACUAUCGACACAAUGCUGACACAGCUGAAGGACAGCUCAAGGAAGACAGAGAAUCCAGGUUCCUGUCGAGCAGGAUGGCGAUAGUCGCUGCAUUUCGUUCUUGGUCUGGAAUUAUCAACUUGUGCAAGGCUGGAAAUUCUGGAAUCCAGUCUUUAAUUGGCUUACUUUGCAUACCAAAUAUGGAGGUCAGGAAAGGCUUGUUGGAGGUGCUGUAUGAGAUAUUCAGGCUUCCUGUGCCCAUUGUUACUGAAGACUUCACGGAGGCUUUCCAGAGCGUUGAUCCUGCCAGGUUCCAGGACACUUGGAGACUCUCUGAUGGGUUUGUGGCUGCAGAGGCUAAAGUUAUCUUACCCCAUCGGGCCCGCUCCAGGGCUGACCUGAUGGACAACUACCUGGCAUUUGUCCUUUCUGCCUUCAUAACAAGUGGACUGUUAGAGGGCCUCGUGGAAGUUGUCACCAGCAGUGAUGACCAGCUUGCUAUCAGAGCUACCAUACUCCUGGGAGAACUUUUACACAUGGCAAACACGAUUCUUCCUCAUUCCCACAGCCACCACCUGCACUGCCUUCCUACCCUCAUCAACAUGGCCGCCUCGUUUGACAUCCCACAAGAGAAACGGCUCCGUGCGAGUGCAGCCGUGAACAAUCUGAAGCGUUUUCAUGAGAAGAAGAAGAAAGGUUUGAAGCCCUACAGUCUUUACCUGGACCACAUAAUUCGCAAGUCUGUGUCUUCCCACAGCCGCAGAGAUUCCCACUCACGUGUCCAAAGGGACAUCUACGUCAUAAAGGACACUGAAGAAACACUGCUGAUGAACCUGAGAGACAGCCACAUCCUUAACCACAAGCAGAACUUGGAGUGGAACUGGUUGCUCAUCGCCACCAUCCUGAAGUGGCCAAAUGUGAACCUCCGGAACAACAAAGAUGAACAGAUGCACAGGUUUGUUCGGAGGCUGCUGUACUUUUAUAAACCCACUAGUAAAUUAUACGCCGGACUGGCUUUGGAUCACGUUAAGGCCAGGCAACUCACUGUGGUUGGGUGUCAGUUUGUUGAGUUCCUCAUGGACUCAGAUGAGGACGGUCAGGGGUAUCUGGAGGACCUAGUGAGGGACAUGGUCUCAUGGCUCUGCUCAUGUUCAGGACUGAAGCCGGAGCGCAGUCUGCAGAGCAAUGGCCUCCUCACCACACUCAGUCAGCACUACUUCCUCUUCCUGGGGACACUUUCUGCACACCCACAGGGAGUCAAAAUGUUAGAGAAAUGUGGCCUGUUCCAGUGCCUGCUGAAUUUGUGCUCCGUAAAGAACCAAGAUGCUGUGCUGAAGCUUGCCGUGACAACUCUGGAUUACAGCAGGGACGGCCUGGCCAGGGUCAUCCUCUCCAAGGUCCUCACCGCCUCCACUGAUAUAUGCAGGUUGUACGCUACCAAACACCUGCGCGUUCUGCUGCGCGCCGGUGUGGAGUUUUUCAGCAGCUGGGGCAUGGAGCUUCUGGUCACCCAGCUUCAUGACCACAACAAGGUUGUUUCCAUGGAAGCACUGGACAUCCUGGAUGAGGCCUGUGAGGACAAGGCCAACCUUCAUGCUCUGAUCCAGCUGAAACCAGCUGUGUCCCAUCUGGGAGACAAAGGCCUCCUACUGCUCCUCAGGUUCCUGUCAAUUCCUAAAGGUUUUUCCUACCUUAAUGAGAGAGGUUAUGUCAGCAAACAGCUGGAUAAAUGGCAGAAGGAGUACAACCUUAAAUAUGUGGAUCUGAUAGAGGAGCAGCUGAACGAAGCACUAACAACUUACCGCAAACCCGUGGAUGGAGAUAACUACGUCAGACGCAGCAACCAAAGGUUACAAAGACCAAAUGUGUAUCUCCCUGUGCACUUGUAUGGUCAGCUGGUACAUGAUAAGACCGGCUGUCAUCUACUGGAAGCUCAGAAUGUCGUUCCAGACCUCAGCUACACGGUGCGCUCCCCGAUGCUGGACACCUGGGAGGGCGUCAAACAGCUGAAGGCUGCGCUCUGGGCUCUGGGCAACAUCGGCUCUUCAAACUGGGGUCUGAAUCUCCUGCAGGAGGAGAACGUCAUUCCUGACAUCCUGGCGUUGGCUCAGCACUGUGAGGUGCUGUCAGUGCGCGGCACCUGCGUUUAUGUGCUGGGCGUCAUUUCCAAGACCAAGCAGGGAUGCGAGGUUCUCAAGCAGUACGGUUGGGACGCGGUCAGGCAUAGUCGCCGGACACCGUGGCCUGUCACUCCCGACGAUGUGGACACCCAGCUCACGUCGGAGCUCUCCUCCGUACCGAGCACGCUCAGUCUGAACUCGGAGUCCACCAGCUCCCGCCACAACAGCGAGAGCGAGUCUCAACCAAACAUGUACAUCCUGGACGAUGACAAAUGUGACGGUUUGGACUCGUCCGACGACCCCCCUUUCUACCCGCACUCCAAAGCUGUCAAAGAUCGCAGCCCGUUCACCAUCCUUGGUUCCACGCGCUUCGUUCGUCCGCGCUUCCUCAAUUCCCUGUCUCUCCCCAGCAAGAAGCCCCGCUCCACUAGUGAUCCAAAGAGCUCCUCCGGCUCUCGCACCCUGUCUGAUCUCAAGGCGGAAAGCCCGCGGCGGAACAGGACGGUGACGGAGCCUUCGGUCUUUGGCACCAACCAGGGAGACGUCUUCACCUCAGUAUUCAACAGCAGGGGAAUGCCAAAGAGUCCAACGGUCAGCCUGGAGACCUCCUUCGUCGGGACAAGGGGCGGGUCUGAGGAGCAGCUGGUGGACGGCAGGCUGGUGCGGGGCGGGGGCUCGGGUCUCGGGCUCAGCGGACUGGCUGGACACGGGGUGGCAGAGCACCACCGGGAGCAGAGCAGCCGCGAGCGUCUGGCGGGAGACGGCGGCUCCUCCGGCGGAGGCAACGUGGGCGGAGGAGGCGGGGGUACUCAGUUUAAAAGCCGCAGCCAGAGCUUUAACACGGAUACAACAACCAGCGGCAUCAGCUCCAUGAGCUCCAGCCCCUCCCGCGAGACCGUCGGAAACCCCGAGCACCCCGAGGUAGAGCCGGACUCCUCCGACUGCGUGAGCCUCAACACCGUCGUGUCGGCCAAGACUGUGAAAACGCUCUCCUCCCUCAGCCCCCAGCCGCAGACCAACCACAUGUCCGCCUCCAAAUCCUCCAACGUCUCACUGGUACCCCUGGGCUCCUCGCACACGCUCCCCCGCCGAGCCCAGUCCCUCAAGUCCCCCUCCGUCACCACCAUCAAGAGCCUGGCCGACUGCAGCUUCAUCUACACCAGCCCCAGGGACGCGCUGGGCUACGCCACGCUGAAGCGGCUGCAGCAGCAGAGGAUACACCCAUCGCUGUCGCACAGCGAAGCCCUGGCUUCACCCGCCAAAGACGUGCUGUUCACCGACACCAUCACCAUGAAGACCGGCAGCCUGGACUCCAGGCUGACUCCUCGCAGCCUCUCCCCCCGGAUCCUCUCACGCUCCUCUCCUCUUGCCCUCCCUAGGUUCCUGAAGGCUCUGAGCUUCGCCUCGCUGGACAAAGAGGAGCUGCUCAGCCCCAUCAACCAAAGCACCCUGCACCGCUGCUCCUCGGUGCGCUCCAUGGUCUCCAGCGCCACCUUCGGCUGCAACGACGACUACAUCGGCCUGGCGCUGCCCAUGAACAUCAACGACAUGUUCCACAUCAGAGACUCCACCUACUUCCAGCAGAGGAUCAGCCCGCCCUCGGAGGAACGGAAACGCUUCCUGUUCGGCGACGGAGACGGGGACCGGCCCACUCUGCCGUUGCUGAAGCAGCAGUUCAGCAUCUCGGAGCUGAUCGCGUUGCGAGGCGAGACUCAGAACCACCUGGUGGAUUCGGAGGACACGGGUCUGCAGGAUCACUCUGAGGAGAACUGUCUGUACUGCGUGGGGGCCAGCGUCCUCGGUUACCCCGCCCAGCCGCAGAUCAACAGCACUCACUCUCGGACAGAUUACGUCGACUUCCCCUCCUGGAGCGGUCCGGGGGGCCAUCGUCUGGAGGUGAUGCCUCAGUCGAAGUUCUCUGGUGUGUCGGGUUGCAGCGAUGCUGCUGUGUCACAGGGGUCCAUCUCUAGCACGCCCACACCUGGGGACAUCGUUAUCGGGCUUAACAAGUGCACGUCCUCUGCAGGCGGGAAGGCGAUAUCCGACGACGGCCCCGCCUCUCGAGUCCUUCUGAGGAAGGAGAUUCUCCGCCUCAUCAUCAACCUCAGCUCCUCCGUCGGAACCAAAGGCCACGAAACGGGACUGUUGACGAUAAAGGAGAAGUUCCCUUAUGCGUUCGAUGACAUUUGCCUGUACUCCGAGGUUUCCCACCUCUUAUCCCACUGUAUGUUUCGCCUGACUUCGAGGCGCUUCAUACAGGAACUCUUCCAGGACGUGCAAUUUAUGCCAAUGUACGAGGAAGCUGAAGCAAUCCUGACAAAACUACCAAAACCCGUGGAAGAGGACGUUAACCCGCCCGCGGAGUCCUGAUCCUCCUCCCGCCCGCCUUGUGUUUAGUGCGCCGCUGCAGUCCGGACUCCUCACAGCUGUGGAAAGCAAAGCAGGUCUGAGGCUCUGCGGACAGAGGGACGUUGGACUGGUUUCUGUUGCUUGAAACAGAGGAGCGUCGCUCCGCUUUCCCCUCCGGCCCCCCAUGCGCCGGAAACAAACAAACAAACAAAAAAAAGACUUCAAUGACCGAACACAUAUUUAAUGCUGUUUCAGAAGAAAAAAUGAACAGCAGAUUAGCCAAAAAACUUGUUUUCCACAACACAGAAAUAUUCACUGUCAGAUCAUCAUAGAACUGAAGGACAAUGAUGGUGAAUUUAACAAAAAUAUGGGUAAGUAGUCCUUAAAAAUCAAUUAUAAUCAGUUAUAAUUUCUGCAGAUUUGGGUGGUUUCCCUUAAUGAAGCGAGUAAGACGCAUUGUCACGUCUGCUUGGAGAUUCCUCGGACUUUGCCUUCUUUUCUUCAAACAAAAACACUACAACGGAUCCUGCUGCUUUGAACUGGGGCCGUCCCGGUCCAAACCCCACCCCCACCUCCACAUCCCUUCUUCUCUUGCCUCACCACUUCCUAGAACCUUAAGCCUCCUGUCAGCCGAGACAGCCUGCUAACCUUUCUAUUUCUUGUGUCACAGACAAUCAAACGUCACUAGUGUUGUAUUUUCUAAAGCAUUAUAUCUGCCACCUUUACUCUGCGAAUAAGGAGAAUAGCAUGUGAUUUAAUGCUAGUUUAUUCCAUACUUUACUUGCUUAGGGCCCUUGAUGUUUUCUUUUCCUCCACUUUUUUGCAUCUUCAGCGAACUUCAAAAGGAGUUGCGUUGGUCUUUCUCUCUCGCUCUCUCCAUUUUCUUCCUCCUUUUUUCAAAGAUGCUCACUUGUGUAAGUAAUCUGUAGAAAGGUUGAGUACAGAUGCACGCAGAUGUCCCUGAAACUUUCACAAACCAGCAGCUUCUCAUCACAGCGCCUUCUUUACCUCUGUGCUUCACCCUCUGCUGCAUGUUCAGCAAGCAUGGCAAGGUUGUGCUUCACCCUAACUUAUUUCUGGCUUAUAAAAUUUUUUUUUAUUUUUUUUUUCAAAACUAUUAUUAUUUUAAAGAAAUCAUAGGUUGCCAUUUCAUGUCGCCAUACAUCGUAGGAAUAGAGUUACCACCCUGGAUCUGUUUCCACAAUUCAGUAUCACUAUGGGAGGACGACAGAGGAGGGGAGCGGUGAAGUGCGGUGACUAAAGUUUAUGUAAAAGGUUUCCAGGGAAACAGGGUUCUGUUUCCAUUGGCUAGUUUUUUUUGUUUUGUUUUGGGGUUUUUUUUUUGCUAUAAUGCUGCUACACAAAAUGGACUCAUAGAGAAAUGAUUCAUAGAUCCGCUGAGUGAUGUCAGAUCUGAUCUAUUUAUUAUAUGUCUGUACCAUAGUGAGUUCAACCAGAGAAGAAAAAAGUUAUUUAUAUUUUUCCUCGAGACUGUAUUAUAAUUUAAUUUUUUUUUUCUUUUUGCCUGAAUUGUGUUUCCCUUGUAUAAUGUGUACAGUAUGUUUUUGGGGCAUUGAUGACCUAAAGAAGCAUACAAUCCUAUCAAAGGGAUGCAUUGUUAAUAAAACAAAAAUCUGAAACACCCAGAA
This is a messenger RNA of Gambusia affinis (western mosquitofish), 6894 nucleotides long. Its product is annotated as rapamycin-insensitive companion of mTOR-like. Gene Ontology annotation, cellular component: TORC2 complex. Lineage: Eukaryota; Metazoa; Chordata; Actinopteri; Cyprinodontiformes; Poeciliidae. Gene Ontology annotation, molecular function: protein serine/threonine kinase activator activity. The transcript is spliced from 37 exons. The coding region runs from base 17 to 5266 and encodes 1749 amino acids. Gene Ontology annotation, biological process: positive regulation of phosphatidylinositol 3-kinase/protein kinase B signal transduction; TORC2 signaling. The record is from RefSeq and is a predicted model, not a curated record.